AUGGGUCUGAAAGAAGCUCAGAACUAUCCGGAAGACUUUGAUGGCAUUCCCGCAGGCGCUCCAGGCUGGUGGGAAACUCGCCUACUACCGUUUCUAGUUCGGCAAGAUUUUCUUAAUCUACCGUCCCCGGCGCCAGGCCACCUCACAGCGCCAAUGUUCUUGUUGCUUCUGCAGGAAAUGGUUACUCAGUGCGAUCCUCAGGAUGGUGUAACCGAUGGUAUCAUCAUGCAACCGACAAGCUGCAAUUUCUCCCCGGAAGCCUUGUUAUGCAGCCCUGACAGGACCAAGGCUUCAGGCUGUUUCAAGCAGCCACAAAUUGAUACAAUCAACCGCCUGCUGAAUGACUGGACCGACUCCAAAGGCAAUCUCAUCUUUCCAGCACUCGCAAUGGGAUCUUACUUUAGAAACAAUUCAGACGUUCAGGACGCACUCGCACAUAUUGCUACGACAUACAUCGUCAAUAUGCUGCUCAAUGAUACCAAUUGGGACUGGAGAACGUUCAACGACAGCCUUGUUUUGCUAGCGGACAGAAUUGAUCCCUGCAACGCCAAUACAGAUCAAUUCGACAUGACGCCAUUCAAGCAACGCGGCGGAAAAAGUAAUUCACUAUCAAGGAUUGAGCGACGAGUACGUUCCGCCACGAGUGAGCAUCUACUUUUACAACAAUGUCGUCGAGUCCAUGGGCCAAUCAGCUUCAGACUUCUACCGGCUGUUCCUCAUCCCUAG
Exophiala aquamarina CBS 119918 is the source of this 726-nucleotide messenger RNA. RefSeq lists its product as uncharacterized. The transcript has a single exon. Bases 1 to 726 code for a protein of 241 amino acids. Lineage: Eukaryota; Fungi; Ascomycota; Eurotiomycetes; Chaetothyriales; Herpotrichiellaceae. The record is from RefSeq and is a predicted model, not a curated record.